AACCACAACCAAGCUGACACUAAAAUAGUCUUAAAAAGGAUCAAAAUCAAUCACUGACAAUUCCUAUCUUAAUCUUCUUCCCAUCCCAACUUUCCUGUCCCAUCUCUAAUUCCAAUGUACAAAACACACACACAAAGCUGAUUAGAUACUAAAAUAAUAGCAGUACUAUAAUACAAUAAACAUAUCAUAUAAUUAAACCUGGGUGUGCUGGAAUGAUAGUAAACCCCAUAAAGUUGAGAUCUUUUUCGUAUAUUUUGUGAUUUUGAGUGAUUUUACAAGGUGGGUUUGUCUCAAAAGCUGUGAGAAAAUGAAAUUGAGCUCGCCGGAGAUGUGUUCUUGGGCAGAUAUGCCGGAGGAGUUGCUGAGAGAAGUGUUGGUGAGGAUUGAGGCGACGGAGAAGGAUUGGCCGAUGAGGAAGACGGUGGUUGCUUGUGCCGGAGUUUGUAAGAGCUGGAGAUGUAUUAUGAAGGAGGUUGUCAAGUUGCCGGAGUUGACCGGAAGUUUGACAUUUCCGAUUUCUAUUAAGCAGCCUGGUCCAAGGGAAUCUCUUAUAAGGUGUUUUAUAAAAAGGAGUCGGUCCACUCAUACAUAUCAUUUGUUCCUCAACUUAACUCAAGCAUUAGCUGAUAGCGGAAAGUUUCUUCUUGCUGCUCAGAAAUUUAGGCGUGCCACAGUCACGGAUUACAUAAUCUCUCUACAUGGUGAUGAGAUGUCAAAGGGUAGCAGUAAAUACAUUGGGAAGCUAAGAUCUAAUUUUCUGGGAACCAAAUUUGUAAUAUACGACGCUCAACCAUCACAUGCUGGUGAUAAAAUGAUGAAGAGUCGUUCAACUAGACUUGUGGCCUCAAAACAAGUUUUGCCUGUUGUUCCUGCUGGCAACUAUCCUGUGGCCCACAUUUCAUACGAGUUAAAUAUGUUAGGUUCCAGCAGGGGCCCAAGAAGAAUGCACUGUAUUAUGGAUGCUAUUCCUGCUUCAGCUAUUAAGCGAGAUGGUGUGGCUCCUUUACAGACUGAGUUCCGGCAUAGUAGUGCUGAAACCCCUCCAUCAUUCUCUUUCUUCCGAUCAAAAUCAAGUCGCAUGGAAAAGUUUUUACCUGUACCUUUAAAUGGUCAGAAGGACGCACAUCUGAUUCUAAAAAACAAGUCCCCAAGAUGGCAUGAGCAACUACAGUGCUGGUGUCUGAACUUUAAUGGACGUGUUACAGUUGCUUCAGUGAAGAACUUUCAACUGGUGGCAUCUGCUGAGGAUGGAGAGGCUGGACCAGAACAUGACAAGGUCAUUAUACAAUUUGGUAAAGUGGGUAAAGAUGUAUUUACUAUGGAUUACCGCUACCCUAUAUCUGCUUUCCAGGCAUUCGCCAUAUGCCUUAGCAGCUUUGACACAAAGAUUGCUUGUGAAUGAUUUGAUCUAGCGUGAGAUUGUGAGCAUAUUGUUUUCGGUGUAUAUUUUUUCAAAAUUUACAUGAGCACUCCUAGACAUGUACGCAUGAGAUGUAUGCGAAAAUCAGUUUUGCAUUGUGCUUGUAUAUCUACUCUUUGAACUUAUGUGCAUUGUUAUUCAAAUGCAAUUUUUAGUGUUGUUAACA
Messenger RNA from Daucus carota subsp. sativus, 1586 nucleotides. RefSeq names its product tubby-like F-box protein 3. NCBI's taxonomy places the organism in Eukaryota, Viridiplantae, Streptophyta, Magnoliopsida, Apiales, Apiaceae. The transcript is spliced from 5 exons. The record is from RefSeq and is a predicted model, not a curated record. Gene Ontology annotation, molecular function: protein binding. The coding region runs from base 308 to 1402 and encodes 364 amino acids.